CCAUGGCCUCCACCGCGCUCUCCACCGCCUCCAACCCCACCCAGCUCUGCCGGACCCGCGCGAGCGCGCUGUGCAAGCCCGUCAAGGGCCUGGGCUUCGGCCGGGAGCGCGUCCCGAGGAACAUCACCUGCAUGGCCGGCAGCAUCUCCGCGGACCGCGUGCCGGACAUGAGCAAGAGGGAGCUGAUGAACCUGCUCCUGCUGGGCGCCAUCUCGCUCCCCACCUUCGGCAUGCUCGUCCCCUACGGCUCCUUCCUCGUCCCGGCCGGCUCCGGGAGCAACGCCGGAGGCGUCGCCGCCAAGGACAAGCUCGGCAACGACAUCCUCGUCGAGGACUGGCUCAAGACGCACGGCCCCAACGACCGCACGCUCGCCCAGGGGCUCAAGGGUGAUCCUACCUACCUUGUGGUGGAGUCCGACAAGACCCUCGCCACCUACGGGAUCAACGCCGUCUGCACGCAUCUUGGAUGCGUCGUGCCGUGGAACGCCGCCGAGAACAAGUUCCUCUGCCCCUGCCAUGGAUCCCAGUACAACAACCAGGGCAAGGUCGUCCGUGGGCCUGCACCUCUGUCGCUGGCCCUGGUUCACGCGGACGUUGACGACGGCAAGGUCGUCUUCGUGCCGUGGGUGGAGACCGACUUCAGGACCGGCGACAACCCGUGGUGGAAAUAAGCGACGCAACUCCGGCAGCAAUGCUCACUUGUGUGAUAUGUUAAGCCUCCUGCCAGUCCUAAGAACGCUGCUAUAAGACUACUCCUGCUAUAAAUGCACCUGUUUCUUGUAUCCAGUUAUAUGUAUACAGUCUAUGGAAGGAGAAACCUUUUUCAUUGCAUA
This is a messenger RNA of Triticum aestivum (bread wheat), 833 nucleotides long. RefSeq names its product cytochrome b6-f complex iron-sulfur subunit, chloroplastic-like. NCBI's taxonomy places the organism in Eukaryota, Viridiplantae, Streptophyta, Magnoliopsida, Poales, Poaceae. Gene Ontology annotation, molecular function: 2 iron, 2 sulfur cluster binding. The record is from RefSeq and is a predicted model, not a curated record. Gene Ontology annotation, cellular component: membrane.